AACGCAGCGGGCGGAGCUCCGCUGAGUGCGCGGUGUCCGGGGCCUGUGAGUCGUCGCCAGGCUGUGUCGGGCCUGAGCCGAGCAGCUGCGCGACGUCAUGGACAACUCCGGGAAGCAGGCUGAGGCUAUGGCGCUGCUGGCUGAAGCGGAGCGCAAGGUGAAGAACUCGCAGUCCUUCUUCUCCGGCCUCUUUGGAGGCUCAUCCAAAAUAGAGGAAGCAUGCGAGAUCUAUGCCAGAGCGGCGAACAUGUUCAAGAUGGCCAAGAACUGGAGCGCUGCUGGGAACGCUUUCUGCCAGGCUGCCCAACUACACCUACAGCUCCAAAGCAAGCACGAUGCAGCCACCUGCUUUGUGGACGCUGGCAAUGCUUUCAAGAAAGCUGACCCCCAAGAGGCCAUUAACUGUCUGAUGAGAGCAAUUGAGAUCUAUACAGACAUGGGCAGAUUCACAAUCGCAGCCAAGCACCACAUCUCCAUCGCUGAGAUCUAUGAGACAGAACUGGUGGAUGUAGAGAAGGCCAUCGCCCACUAUGAGCAAUCUGCAGACUACUACAAAGGAGAAGAGUCCAACAGCUCAGCCAACAAGUGUCUGCUGAAGGUGGCUGGCUACGCCGCACAGCUGGAGCAGUACCAGAAGGCUAUCGACAUCUAUGAGCAGGUGGGGACCAGUGCCAUGGACAGUCCCCUCCUCAAGUACAGCGCCAAAGACUACUUCUUCAAGGCGGCCCUCUGCCACUUCUGCAUUGACAUGCUCAACGCCAAGCUCGCUGUUCAGAAGUAUGAGGAGCUCUUCCCGGCCUUCUCGGAUUCCCGGGAAUGCAAGCUGAUGAAAAAGCUGCUGGAAGCCCAUGAGGAACAGAAUGUGGACAGCUACACAGAGGCGGUGAAGGAAUAUGACUCCAUCUCCAGACUGGACCAGUGGCUUACCACCAUGCUUCUGCGCAUAAAGAAGACCAUUCAGGGUGACGAGGAGGACCUGCGCUAGGCCUCCAGCCACUGCCUUCCACCCAUCUGUCUAUCACAGAGGUGGAGCCAGCACCUCCCACCAGGAGUCUGAAGGAGUGGGUGCAAUGUGGGCCACAUUCUCCAGCACCAGGCGAGCUCUCCUGGAUGGCUGGUCACCCGCUGCGUCCUUCACCCUGCCGUUUAUUUAAGCCCCCAGAGGUGCCCUCCUGCCCUGGAAAGUCCACCUGGACAGAUUCUCCAAUUCAGACUUCUGUGUGCUUCAGGAACCAGAGGUCAGGGUCUGGUCCCAUCUCCUGACCAGCAGUGUACUAAGGCUGUUUCCAUAUCUCCUACCUUGUCCCCUAGCAGAGAUAAGAACACAGGUAGCUCUGAGACUUGCUCUCCCUGGCUGGGGGUAACCUCUGCCCCUGGAGCCUUCCCUUGUUCCUACAAUGCCAACCUCUCAGGUUAGACCCAGCCCUGGAGCUCAUGGGGUGCCUUGGCCCUGCCCUGCGCACCUGCUUCUCUCCAUGCAUCCAGGUCUAUCGACCUGAAGCUGCAGCUGGCCCAAAAAGGACAAUAAAACCUGCCACUUUUGCAUGAGCCUCUUGAGCUGUCCCUUUGACCCUCGGUGCCCUUCCCUUUGGACCUUGGCUGUCCUGGAGGAGUUGGAGGUUUCUGCAGCUGAGCCUCAGAACCAGAGUGCUUUCUAGAAGCUGUGGACUGGCCCAAGAUGACGGGAGCCUCAUACCCAUUUCACCCUGCAGGGGGUCUGCCAGGGCUGGCCUCCUUCCAUGGGAUUGCCCUGACUGAAGCAGACAGCCUAGGAGAAAAAGUUGGCCUUCCACACAUCUCGCUCUGCUCCCCUGUCCCUCCAGUGUCCCCAACAGCUUCAUUCAGUUGAUAAUUUGGCCCUCAGCUUUGGAGAACCCUGAGGCUGGAGGCUGACAACUUUUUUUACCAUGGGAUUGCCAAGAAGCCUUGUGAGAAUGUCCCAGCCUGCUGCUCUGGUUAGGCUGAGGUUAAUACCCUGGUGUUGUGGAAGCUUCCUAAGUGGCUCAGAUACAUACUAGGGUUGAAAACAUGGUUUCUAAGUUUCUACAUGAGUCAGAAGCAACCUGAAGAGAAGAAACCGCACAGCUGGGAAAAUGGGGAGAGCUUAGUGUGUAAGAACACUUACUACAACAGACAGGAGGACCCAAGGUCAGAUAUUCAGCACCCAUGCUAAAAACACUGGUUUGACCACAUGAACACGUGAGUCUGCAAGGUGGGGCAGUGACUACUGCUAGAGCCUGGUGGCCAGAAGCCUGGCAGCAGCUUCAACAAAAGGACCCUGUCUCAAAGGAAUAAGAGUGACAGAAUAUGACCAGAUAACUGUCUUCCUGUGUAUAUGGGUAUGCACAAGAUACAUCUAUUACAUACACAAAUAAUAAAAACGAGAGGCCAUGCCAACCUGC
This is a messenger RNA of Mus musculus (house mouse), 2402 nucleotides long. RefSeq names its product N-ethylmaleimide sensitive fusion protein attachment protein alpha (gene Napa). The transcript has 11 exons. Gene Ontology annotation, cellular component: perikaryon; cytoplasmic vesicle; presynaptic active zone membrane. NCBI's taxonomy places the organism in Eukaryota, Metazoa, Chordata, Mammalia, Rodentia, Muridae. Bases 98 to 985 code for a protein of 295 amino acids. Gene Ontology annotation, biological process: protein-containing complex disassembly; response to hyperoxia; intracellular protein transport. The record is from RefSeq and is marked validated. Gene Ontology annotation, molecular function: SNARE binding; protein-containing complex binding.